This is a messenger RNA of Exophiala aquamarina CBS 119918, 1461 nucleotides long. RefSeq lists its product as uncharacterized. The coding region runs from base 1 to 1461 and encodes 486 amino acids. The record is from RefSeq and is a predicted model, not a curated record. The transcript is spliced from 4 exons. NCBI's taxonomy places the organism in Eukaryota, Fungi, Ascomycota, Eurotiomycetes, Chaetothyriales, Herpotrichiellaceae.
AUGAGAUCGCGCGCCAGUGCCUUGCCGGCGAUCUCAUCUACCGACGGGCCGGUCCUUUACAAACCUCACCACGAAGCGAGCACAAUUGAGCUGUUUUACGAUCUGUUCUUCGUAGCAAACCUUGCAACAUUCACUGCUGCACACAAGCAUAGCGAUGCAGAAUCUGUCGCAGCUUCUCUCGGCUACUUCACGCUCCUGUGGUUCACACGGCUCAAUACGACACUGUACUAUGUUCGCUUCGCCACCGAUUCCAUCACCGACCGUGCUUUCAAAUUCGUACAUUUCGGUGUUAUGACGGCUUUCGUAUUCUGUGGUCCGAUUUUCGAUGUCUAUGACGAAAAAGCAGAUGCACGCACUUACAAAAAGUUCGCUGUGACCAUGGCGAUCUCGCACGCCAUUCCUACAAUUCAGUACCUAAUAGUACUCGUUCAGAGCCGUCGAUAUCGCAAUGCUGUCCUCCCAGUUGCACCCACCGCCUCUGUGAACGCUCUCGCAGCAAUCGGUUUCGGGGUGACAGCCACUGUUUUCUCAAUUGGCAGCAUCGCAUGGCACAGUUUGGCCACAUGGUACUCCCUGAAGAUAUUUUCGGGAGUUCCCACAGUUCUGGUCUCCGUCUUCUACCGCGUCAUAUCUUUCAAACAUGCCCAUCUCACUGAACGUGUGUCACUGCUAACCCUGAUCGUCACGGGCGAGCGCAUUAUUGGGCUCUCAAAAUCAGUCUCCUGCAUCAUCAAAGCCAAUAAGUCCACAAGCGCCAAUGACAUCGGCGCUGUGAUUGCUGCCGUUCUCCUUCUAUACCUCAUUUGGAUGCUGUACUUCGACCAGCUUGACGAGGAAGGCAAAAUGGGCACUAUUCGCCAACAAAUAUGGGCCCUCCUGCACUUCCCACUCCAUUGCGCCAUAGCCCUUACGGUAGAAGGAAGCACCAGUCUUAUUCCCUGGAAUUCAGCCAUGCGAGGGCUUAAACUCGUCUGGUCACUUCGACCAGGUCCUGACGAUGCUCCCAGCACUCCGUUCGCGAACAAUGCUGCCUUUGCAUACAAACUCGCCGAUGAAUACGACUGGGUUGUCAACCUCACCUUGGUCAACGACAUAGCACAGAAUGUGACAUUCAACAGUAAUGAGUAUUUCUCUUCAAUGGCAUCCAUCAUCGACGAAAUGGUCGAUUACGCAGCAAACUUCGUCUUCAAAACCCACGAUGCUACCAUGUACAAAAUGCUCGAAGUCACUUCUAGCAAAUCAUCCCCGGACGGCCACGACGCCCUUGAAUCAAUCUAUGAAAUUUACGACGUCGUCACGCUAUACUUCUACAUCUCAGCAGGUGCGACAUUGCUCCUCCUGAGCGCCAUGUACUGGUUUGGCAAGCCUCACCACACACGCUCUGAAGCAGGCGGGCCGCUCGUCCGUCAUCAUCGGGUCUCUCCUGAUCGGCUCAGGCUGUCUGGCCGUAUUCGUCGAUAA